AUGGCUUUCUACCGUGGCUCCUCCCUCUCCCUGCAACAAAGUACUAGAAUCCUCCCUGUUAUUAGUGGUAGUGCCAAACAGUCCCGAGCCUUCUGCGGAAACACACGGGGUUUUUGUAAGAUUUACCGCGUGUCGGCGUCGAGGAUACGUGAGGGUGACACCACACAUCAUGGACAUGGGAUCGUCGCCUCGCCCGCCUCAUCUCCAGAGCCUCCUGUUGUGCGGAAGGAGCUCGAGUCUCCACCAAGGCAGGAGCAUUCGCCGGGGUCGUGGGUAGAGCGCUGGCUCCCCGCGGCGGCGAGGCCCUAUGCGCUGCUUGCCCGUAUCGACAAGCCCGACGCCAUUUGGCUCUACGCAUGGCCCUGCUUCUGGUCAAUUGCACUAGCAGCAAACAAAGCGGAGCUCCCAGACAUGAAAAUGCUGGCACUCUUUGGAUUUGGCACGGUUAUCUUGAGGGGUGCUGCUUGCACGAUGAAUGAUCUUCUCGAUCGAGGCAUCGAUAAGAAGGUUGAGCGGACAAAAAGCAGGCCUCUUGCAUCAGGUGCUCUAACCGCUGCUCAAGGAUUUUACUUCCUUGUAUUUCAGGUUCUACUAUGGUUCGGUUUUCUUCUUCAGCUAAAUAACCGUAGCCUUAUCAUGGGAGCUUCUUGGCUUGUUCUGUUUUUCUCUUAUCCCCUGAUGAAGAGGCUCAUACACUGGCCUCAAGCCUUUCUUGGCUUCACCGUCAGCUGCGGCGUUUUCAUAGGAUCGGCUGCUAUUAAAGAAAGCUUAGAUUAUGCCGUCCUCCUUCCAAUGUAUUUUGCUGGCAUAUGUUGGACACUGGUAUAUGACACAAUAUACGCACAUCAGGACAAAAAGGAUGACUUCAAAGCAGGAGUUAAGAGUACAGUCAUAACUUUUGGAGAUAAUACCAAGUACUGGCUUAGUGGGUUUGGUGCUGCAUGCGUUAGUAGCCUAGCACUCACUGGUUACAAUGCUGACCUUGCCUGGCCCUACUAUCCUUUUCUGGCAGCUGCAGCUGGACAUUUAGCAUGGCAGGUUUCAACUGUUGACUUAUCCAACAAAUCAGAUUGCCACAUGAAGUUCGUGUCGAAUAAGUGGUUCGGAGCAUUCUUAUUUGGUGGAAUUUUAUGUGGAGUGCUUGCAAAAUGA
Panicum virgatum (switchgrass) is the source of this 1152-nucleotide messenger RNA. Its product is annotated as 4-hydroxybenzoate polyprenyltransferase, mitochondrial-like. Gene Ontology annotation, molecular function: prenyltransferase activity. The transcript is spliced from 8 exons. Gene Ontology annotation, cellular component: mitochondrial inner membrane. The coding region runs from base 1 to 1152 and encodes 383 amino acids. Lineage: Eukaryota; Viridiplantae; Streptophyta; Magnoliopsida; Poales; Poaceae. The record is from RefSeq and is a predicted model, not a curated record. Gene Ontology annotation, biological process: ubiquinone biosynthetic process.